ACUAAAUUAACAUCUUUAUCAUCGAUCAACAUUUAUCGAUUGACUUUAUUUCAUCACUGUUGCUAUAUAUAAGAUUUUCUCUUUUUUUUCAUUCUUUGAAAAUUUUCAAACAUUCGAUUCGAAUUGAUCAUUUGACAUUUUUGAUUUCAUCUAAAACGAAAACCAACCAGCGAAAAAAAUGACCACAACAGCUAUUCAACGUCGUGUUCUAGUUUACGGUGGUAAAGGUGCAUUAGGUUCGGUUUGUGUUGAUUAUUUUCGUAAACAAAAUUGGUGGGUAACUUCCAUCGAUUUACAUGAAAAUGACCAGGCCAAUUCGAAUAUUUUGAUCGAUGUAAAUUCCCUAUCAUUAGUUGAUCAAGAAACCAAUGUUAUUGAACAAUUAACCCAAACAUUAGGUACGGAUGAUAAAUUAGAUGCAAUAAUAUGUGUUGCUGGUGGUUGGGCUGGUGGUACAGCCAAAAAUAAAGAUUUUAUUAAAAAUUCCGAAUUAAUGAUACGACAAAGUUUAUGGAGUUCAUUGAUUGCAACAAAAUUGGCAUCGAAAUUUCUUAAAUCGGAUGGUUUGCUUACAUUGACUGGUGCUAAAGCUGCAUUAGAACCAACACCAGGUAUGAUUGGUUAUGGUAUGGCAAAAUCAGCUGUACAUCAUUUAGUUAAAAGUUUAUCACAAAAAGAUAAAAGUGGUUUACCAUCUGAUAGUUCAGUAUUGGCAAUAUUACCAAUAACAUUGGAUACACCAAUGAAUAGAAAAUUUAUGCCAAAUGCUAAUUUUCAAGAAUGGACACCAUUAACAUUUGUUGCUGAUUUGUUUGUAAAAUGGACAAACAUUCCACAAGAACGACCAAAAUCCGGUUCAUUAGUACAAUUAUUGACUGAAAAUGGUAUUACAACACUUAAAAUUGAUUGAUCAUCGAUGGAUUGAUUCGAUUAUCGAAAUUGUUUCAAAAUUUUUAUUGAGAAAAUUCUGCUAAUUUUUGCCA
Messenger RNA from Dermatophagoides pteronyssinus (European house dust mite), 983 nucleotides. RefSeq names its product dihydropteridine reductase (gene Dhpr). Lineage: Eukaryota; Metazoa; Arthropoda; Arachnida; Sarcoptiformes; Pyroglyphidae. Gene Ontology annotation, molecular function: 6,7-dihydropteridine reductase activity; NADPH binding; NADH binding. Gene Ontology annotation, cellular component: cytoplasm. The record is from RefSeq and is a predicted model, not a curated record. Gene Ontology annotation, biological process: tetrahydrobiopterin biosynthetic process; L-phenylalanine catabolic process.